Nematolebias whitei (Rio pearlfish) is the source of this 1924-nucleotide messenger RNA. RefSeq names its product U2 small nuclear RNA auxiliary factor 2a (gene u2af2a). Gene Ontology annotation, cellular component: U2AF complex; U2-type prespliceosome; commitment complex. The coding region runs from base 490 to 1920 and encodes 476 amino acids. Gene Ontology annotation, molecular function: pre-mRNA 3'-splice site binding; poly-pyrimidine tract binding. The record is from RefSeq and is a predicted model, not a curated record. NCBI's taxonomy places the organism in Eukaryota, Metazoa, Chordata, Actinopteri, Cyprinodontiformes, Rivulidae. Gene Ontology annotation, biological process: mRNA processing. The transcript has 12 exons.
CGGUGUCAGGGGCUAUCUCGGACACGGAGCAAAAAAGCGGGCAUACUGAAAUUUCUACAGUUUUCUGCUGUCUUAAAACGUCAGAAAGCUCAAAUAUUUGGUUUGUUCGGUCAAACGAGUGUAUCUUGUCGGCUAGCGAUCCCCUUGGAUUUGCAUUUUGUUUGGAAAAAGACUAAUUCAUUCGGCGCUCGUAGCGGGCCUUUUCUUCUUAACUUUGCUAACGUUAGCAGGCUAACACGAGCACGUUUUUGUUUGUCGAUUCUCUCUGUUACCUUCUAAAACGUACCACACCGCUGAUGUGUGAAUUACUUAAUGACUUUUUUAAAAUUUAGUGGCACGAAGGUUUGUAACUGAAGCUAUCUAACUGCAGCUAUAACGGCGAGCUAUUGGUCUUUUCUUUAAAGUGUCGCUCACUUUGUCGCUAGCUAAGCUAGCCACCGCCGUCUGAACAACGCAGCCGCUGAAAGCGUAACAAGCUACAACCCAGAAAUGUCGGACUACGACGAAUUCGAAAGACAGCUGUCUGAAAACAAACAAGCUGAAAGGGACAAAGAGAACCGCCAUCACCGGCGGUCCUCAUCUCGCAGCCGUAGCAGAGAGAGGAAGAGGAGGAGCAGAGACAGGGACAGACGCAGCAGGGACCGCCGUGGAGACAGUAAGGAGCGAAGACACAGGCGUAGCUCACCAGCCAACUACCCUCAGGACAACGCUGGAAGCCGUUCUCCUCAUCGUGAGAAGAAGAAGAAGGUGAAGAAGUACUGGGAUGUUCCUCCACCUGGUUUUGAACACAUUACUCCCAUGCAGUACAAAGCCAUGCAAGCUGCAGGACAAAUCCCAGCCACAGCCCUCCUGCCGACCAUGACUCCAGAUGGCCUGUCUGUCACUCCCACCCCUGUACCUGUGGUGGGCAGCCAGAUGACCCGGCAGGCCCGCCGUCUCUACGUUGGCAACAUCCCCUUUGGUAUCACAGAGGAGUCAAUGAUGGACUUCUUCAACGCUCAGAUGCGUUUAGGGGGUCUUACUCAGGCCCCUGGGAACCCUGUCCUUGCAGUGCAGAUUAACCAGGAUAAGAACUUUGCCUUCCUUGAGUUCCGUUCAGUGGACGAAACGACUCAGGCCAUGGCCUUUGAUGGCAUCAUCUUUCAAGGCCAGAGCCUGAAAAUUCGUCGUCCACACGAUUAUCAGCCCUUGCCUGGCAUGAGCGAGAAUCCUAGUGUCUAUGUGCCUGGUACACAGACAAUUAAUGGUGUGGUGUCCACAGUGGUGCCAGACUCUGCUCACAAACUCUUCAUUGGUGGUUUGCCCAACUACCUAAAUGAUGACCAGGUGAAGGAGCUGUUGACAUCAUUUGGCCCUCUGAAGGCCUUUAACCUGGUGAAAGACAGCGCCACAGGCCUCUCUAAAGGAUACGCCUUCUGUGAAUAUGUUGAUGUCAACCUCAACGAUCAGGCUAUUGCUGGACUGAACGGCAUGCAGCUUGGAGACAAGAAGCUCCUGGUGCAGAGAGCUAGUGUUGGAUCCAAGAAUGCCACUCUGACAACUAUCAACCAGACCCCAGUGACGCUGCAGGUACCAGGUCUGAACAGCUCUGUCACCCAGAUGGGUGGCCUGCCCACUGAGGUGCUGUGUCUGAUGAACAUGGUGGCCCCCGAAGAGCUUCUGGACGAUGAAGAGUACGAGGAGAUCGUAGAAGAUGUCAGGGAGGAGUGCGGCAAGUACGGCCAAGUGAAGAGCAUCGAGAUCCCUCGUCCUGUGGACGGCCUGGAAAUCCCCGGGACUGGCAAGAUUUUCGUGGAGUUCACUUCGGUCUUCGACUCCCAGAAGGCCAUGCAGGGGCUAACAGGAAGAAAGUUUGCCAACAGGGUGGUGGUAACGAAGUACUGCGAUCCAGAUGCUUAUCAUCGCCGGGACUUCUGGUAGAGGG